Messenger RNA from Vairimorpha ceranae, 324 nucleotides. RefSeq lists its product as hypothetical. The record is from RefSeq and is a predicted model, not a curated record. The transcript has a single exon. The coding region runs from base 1 to 324 and encodes 107 amino acids. NCBI's taxonomy places the organism in Eukaryota, Fungi, Microsporidia, Nosematidae.
AUGAAUUCAAAACUUUAUAAAAAAUUAUUUAUGUUUUGUAUUUUGUUAUCAAAUGUAAGUUUGGUUUUUAUAAAUGAUAUGCAAGAUACAGACAGCUCAGAUUUGGAAGAAUAUAAUACCCACAGAGCAGUGAGAUUACUUUUUAUGAAUUGGUGUGACGAAAGAGUAAACAUAAAUGAUUAUGAUCAGACACCUCACUUUGGAUUUUUUGGACAUCGCGAUUCCUUCUUAGGACGUAUUGAAUUGCAAGCUAUUUUAAUCCUUCUUUUUAUCAUUCUAUUUUCCUUUCUUAAGAUUUUAAUAGGAAAAAUGACGUAUAAUUAA